CUGCGCUCGCUCGACCCCUCCCCCACCGGCCUCACCUGGAUUACGACUUUCGCCGAGCCCUUCCCUGUCCGCUACCCCAACGCCAACACACAUGCGAUAACAAGGCUGCAAGUGCAGCUUCACAAAAGAAAUAUACCCUAACACUCAACCGUGCUCUGCUACCCGGCACCCUUCGCUUCUGUCUCGAUCGCGAACCAUUACCCCCACAUUCGCAUUUUCGAACCCCUCGCCCUACGUAUCCACGCACGCAUUGCGGCUGCGCGUCAUAACCUGAGCCGCGUCUAGACAGCGGCCCCGACGCCUUUACACCCAAGACAGCAUGUCGUCAUCUUCGCAGGUGACCGAGUCGUGGAUCGCGUCCUUUUGCGGGCUCCUGGGUCACGAGUACUUCGCCGAGGUGUCAGAAGACUUCAUCGAGGAUGACUUCAACCUGACGGGCCUGCAAUCGCAGGUGCCCAUGUACAAGGAAGCUCUGGAGAUGAUACUGGACGUGGAGCCGGAGGACGACGAGGACGAGGAAGACGAGGAGGAAGAAGAGGAUGAUGAAGAUGAGAUACUGGGUGAUGAGCGAGCACCGGGCUACCGACGGGCUGGCGACCGGAGGCAUCUUCGCAUAGCCUCUGAUCUUAGUGUGAUAGAGAGCUCUGCCGAGCUGCUCUACGGGCUCAUACAUCAGCGCUACAUCACCUCGCGACCAGGCAUACAGCAGAUGGCUGAAAAGUACGAGCUCCAGCACUUUGGCACCUGCCCGCGCGUAAACUGCAACUCCUGCAAAGUCCUGCCAGUCGGCCUCAACGACAGUCCUGGCCACGAGACAGUCAAGCUGUUCUGCCCUUCCUGCUUAGACGUAUAUACCCCGCCCAACUCGCGCUUCCAGACCGUCGACGGAGCUUUCUUCGGCACGACCUUCCCCUCGCUCUUCUUCAUGACCUUUACGGACCUCGACAUUGGCGGCGGGCUGCGCAACAACGCGUCAAACACAGUCGAUGCACUACAACAAUUACAAUCGCAAAGCACCGACGGCAAGUCGCGGAAUACCACACCCUCAAACGUCACCUCGAUCAACGGCGUCGCACCGCACAACCUCGCCCCCGGCCUCGGCACAGGCAGCAUCUACGAACCGCGCAUCUACGGCUUCCGCGUCAGCGAGCGCGCACGAUCAGGGCCGCGGAUGAAAUGGUUACGGAUGCGGCCCACGGACGUAACCGAGCUCGACGAGACGAGAAGAUACUGGGAAGAGCACGACGAGGACGCAGACCGGCCGGACGACGACGACCUCAACAUGGUCGACGUAGCAGAAGGCGGCAAAGGCGCGCCAGUAGACCGAAGAAAGAAAGCAAUCCGCACACGACGACGGCCGACGAACGGCUCAAAUGCCGGAGGGGGCAGCCCAAUGGACACAAACGGUGUCGGCGCGGCGGCGGGCUAGAUGUCCUCGCCGCGUUUUGUCAAUCGUGACCCCCCUGUGUGCCGUGUUAAGACAUGGUGAAUGAUAUGAAGAGGCCUGAUGCCCAGACGGCGGGGAAACAUACAAUACACAUUACUAUUGCCUCUGCGGCCCCCGCAAAUGAGAAAAAGGGUGCGAGUCAAAAAUCGGGAGGGGAUAUCAUGUGCGAUUGAGUUUGGCUUAGUUACAAAGAGGCACGUUCUUGUUACCUUUUGUCCCUCUUUCUGUCUUUCUUCAUCGUCAGCCACAACUUUCACGCUUUCACACUACAAAGGAAAGGAGCAUCGUGGGUUUGGGACUCUUGGGUCGGAGUGUUCGUUUUUCUUGUUGAAGUAUUGUUCAAAGACGUAUGAGGGUGGUGGAGUGGGGGUUUUAUAGCAGAUUCUUGGUAUGUGAGUCGAUGAGCUUGGAU
This is a messenger RNA of Alternaria rosae, 1859 nucleotides long. Its product is annotated as casein kinase II subunit beta. Gene Ontology annotation, molecular function: protein kinase regulator activity. Gene Ontology annotation, cellular component: protein kinase CK2 complex; cytoplasm. The record is from RefSeq and is a predicted model, not a curated record. NCBI's taxonomy places the organism in Eukaryota, Fungi, Ascomycota, Dothideomycetes, Pleosporales, Pleosporaceae. The coding region runs from base 320 to 1429 and encodes 369 amino acids. The transcript has a single exon.